AUGAAGACCUCAAGAUGGUGGCAGCAAUGUUCAGUCAUCAGCUUCCUGUUAGGGGUGUGGCUUCCUGCCUGGAUCCUGGCCCAGACCACGCCCCCUCCCCAGGGCAUCACCUCCCCCAAACCCCAAAAGGUCCGGCUGCAGUUUCGUCUGGUGGGGUACCCCCGGAAGCACAAUGAGGGGCGCAUCGAGGUCUUCUACAAGGGAGAGUGGGGGACCAUCUGUGAUGACGACUUCUCUCUGUCCAACGCCAACGUCCUCUGUCGCCAGCUAGGCUUCGUCUCCGCUACGGGGUGGACACAUAGCGCCAAGUACGGCAAGGGCCUAGGUGAGAGACCUACUGUCUUAAAACAACAUUCAAAAAGGACUAGGUGAGAGACCUACUGUCUUAAAACAACAUUCAAAAAGGACUAGGUGAGAGAUCUACUGCCUUAAAACAACAUUCAAAAAGGACUAGGUGAGAGAUCUACUGCCUUAAAACAACAUUCAUAAAGGACUAGGUGAGAGACCUACUGUCUUAAAACAACAUUAAAAAAGGACUAGGUGAGAGAUCUACUGUCUUAAAACAACAUUAAAAAAGGACUAGGUGAGAGAUCUACUGUCUUAAAACAACAUUCAUAAAGGACUAGGUGAGAGACCUACUGUCUUAAAACAACAUGCAUAAAGGACUAGGUGAGAGACCUACUGUCUUAAAACAACAUUCAUAAAGGACUAGGUGAGAGACCUACUGUCUUAAAACAACAUUCAUAAAGGACUAGGUGAGAGACCUACUGUCUUAAAACAACAUGCAUAAAGGACUAGGUGAGAGACCUACUGUCUUAAAACAACAUUCAUAAAGGACUAGGUGAGAGACCUACUGUCUUAAAACAACAUUAAAAAAGGACUAGGUGAGAGACCUACUGUCUUAAAACAACAUUCAAAAAGGACUAGGUGAGAGAUCUACUGUCUUAAAACAACAUGCAUAAAGGCCUAGGUGAGAGACCUACUGUCUUAAAACAACAUUCAUAAAGGACUAGGUGAGAGACCUACUGUCUUAAAACAACAUUCAUAAAGGACUAGGUGAGAGACCUACUGUCUUAAAACAACAUUCAAAAAGGACUAGGUGAGAGAUCUACUGUCUUAUAACAACAUUCAUAAAGGACUAGGUGAGAGACCUACUGUCUUAAAACAACAUUCAUAAAGGACUAGGUGAGAGACCUACUGUCUUAAAACAACAUUAAAAAAGGACUAGGUGAGAGACCUACUGUCUUAAAACAACAUUCAUAAAGGACUAGGUGAGAGAUCUACUGUCUUAAAACAACAUUCAUAAAGGCCUAGGUGAGAGAUCUACUGUCUUAAAACAACAUUCAUAAAGGACUAGGUGAGAGACCUACUGUCUUAAAACAACAUUCAUAAAGGACUAGGUGAGAGAUCUACUGUCUUAUAACAACAUUCAUAAAGGACUAGGUGAGAGACCUACUGUCUUAAAACAACAUUCAUAAAGGACUAGGUGAGAGAUCUACUGUCUUAAAACAACAUGCAUAAAGGCCUAGGUGAGAGAUCUACUGUCUUAAAACAACAUUCAUAAAGGACUAGGUGAGAGACCUACUGUCUUAAAACAACAUUCAUAAAGGACUAGGUGAGAGAUCUACUGUCUUAUAACAACAUUCAUAAAGGACUAGGUGAGAGACCUACUGUCUUAAAACAACAUUAAAAAAGGACUAGGUGAGAGACCUACUGUCUUAAAACAACAUUCAAAAAGGACUAGGUGAGAGAUCUACUGUCUUAAAACAACAUUCAUAAAGGACUAGGUGAGAGACCUACUGUCUUAAAACAACAUUCAUAAAGGACUAGGUGAGAGACCUACUGUCUUAAAACAACAUUCAUAAAGGACUAGGUGAGAGACCUACUGUCUUAAAACAACAUUCAAAAAGGACUAGGUGAGAGAUCUACUGUCUUAUAACAACAUUCAUAAAGGACUAGGUGAGAGACCUACUGUCUUAAAACAACAUUCAUAAAGGACUAGGUGAGAGACCUACUGUCUUAAAACAACAUUAAAAAAGGACUAGGUGAGAGACCUACUGUCUUAAAACAACAUUCAUAAAGGACUAGGUGAGAGACCUACUGUCUUAAAACAACAUUAAAAAAGGACUAGGUGAGAGACCUACUGUCUUAAAACAACAUUAAAAAAGGACUAGGUGAGAGAUCUACUGUCUUAAAACAGCAUUCAUAAAGGACUAGGUGAGAGACCUACUGUCUUAAAACAACAUUAAAAAAGGACUAGGUGAGAGAUCUACUGUCUUAUAACAACAUUCAUAAAGGCCUAGGUGAGAGACCUACUGUCUUAAAACAACAUUAAAAAAGGACUAGGUGAGAGACCUACUGUCUUAAAACAACAUUAAAAAAGGACUAGGUGAGAGAUCUACUGUCUUAAAACAGCAUUCAUAAAGGACUAGGUGAGAGACCUACUGUCUUAAAACAACAUUAAAAAAGGACUAGGUGAGAGACCUACUGUCUUAAAACAACAUUAAAAAAGGACUAGGUGAGAGAUCUACUGUCUUAUAACAACAUUAAAAAAGGCCUAGGUGAGAGAUCUACUGUCUUAAAACAACAUUCAUAAAGGACUAGGUGAGAGACCUACUGUCUUAAAACAACAUUAAAAAAGGACUAGGUGAGAGAUCUACUGUCUUAUAACAACAUUCAUAAAGGCCUAGGUGAGAGACCUACUGUCUUAAAACAACAUUAAAAAAGGACUAGGUGAGAGAUCUACUGUCUUAUAACAACAUUCAUAAAGGACUAGGUGAGAGACCUACUGUCUUAAAACAACAUUAAAAAAGGACUAGGUGAGAGACCUACUGUCUUAUAACAACAUUCAAAAAGGACUAGGUGAGAGAUCUACUGUCUUAAAACAACAUUAAAAAAGGACUAGGUGAGAGACCUACUGUCUUAAAACAACAUUAAAAAAGGACUAGGUGAGAGACCUACUGUCUUAAAACAACAUUAAAAAAGGACUAGGUGAGAGACCUACUGUCUUAAAACAACAUUAAAAAAGGACUAGGUGAGAGAUCUACUGUCUUAAAACAACAUUCAUAAAGGACUAGGUGAGAGACCUACUGUCUUAAAACAACAUUCAUAAAGGACUAGGUGAGAGACCUACUGUCUUAAAACAACAUUAAAAAAGGACUAGGUGAGAGACCUACUGUCUUAAAAGGGCCUAGGUCAGUAAUAUAACUGGUAUAAACUGUCAUAGAGCAGUUAAUAUACAUUUUUAACACCUUUCAUACAGUGAGUAUAAAGGAUGGACACAGAGCGCAAAGUACGGCAAGGGCCUGUCUUAACCUGUCAUAGAGCAUUUAUUACAUACAUAACACCAUUCAUAGAGAUAAGGGCCUAGGUGAUGAACUGUCAUAGAGCAUUUAUUACAUACAUAACACCGUUCAUAGAGAUAAGGGCCUAGGUGAUGAACUGUUAUAGAGCAUUUAUUACAUACAUAACACUGUUCAUAGAGAUAAGGGCCUAGGUGAUUAUCUGUCUUAACCUGUCAUAGAGAAUUUAUUACAUACAUAACACCGUUCAUAGAGAUAAGGGCCUAGGUGAUGAACUGUCAUAGAGCAUUUAUUACAUAUAUAACACCGUUCAUAGAGAUAAGGGCCUAGGUGAUGAACUGUCAUAGAGCAUUUAUUACAUACAUAACACCAUUCAUAGAGAUAAGGGCCUAGGUGAUGAACUGUCAUAGAGCAUUUAAUUUCAUAAAAUAAAAACCAUUCAUAGAAUAAGGGGCCCAGGGGAGAAUGUCAUAGAAACAUUUAUUUCAUACAAACACCGUUCAUAGAGAUUUAAGGGGCCCAGGUGUGAAAUUUUAGAGGGAUUUUUUUACAUACUAACCUGUUCAUAAGAUAAGGGGCCCAGGGAUUUUUCUUUCUUAAAAACCCGUCCUAGAGAAUUUUUACAUACCCCCAAACCAUUUAAGAGGAAAGGGCCUAGGUUAUGAACUGUCCUAAAAGCAUUUAUUCAAAAAUUAACCCCCGUUCAUAGAAUAAAGGGCCCAGGGGUGAACUGUCCCUAGGGAUUUAUUAAAAAAAAUAAAACCAUUCAUAGAGAUUUAAAGGGGCCCAAAGGGGAUGAACUGUCAUAGAGCAUUUAAAUUUCUACAUAACCCCCCUUCAUUUAAAAUAGGGCCUGGUGAUGAACUGGGCAUAGAGGAUUUAUUUCAUACAUAACACCAUUCAUAGAGAUAAGGGGCCCGGGGGUGAAAUUCUAAAACCCUUUAUGAGCAUUUUUUUACAUAUAUAACAAAUUCAUAAAAAUAAAAGGGGCCCAUGUUAUGAACUGUCUAGAACAUUUAUUACAUACAUAACACCCCUUUUUAUAAGAUAAGGGCCCCAGGUUUAUGAACCCGUCCCUAAAAGCAUUAUUACCCUAUAUAACACCAUUCAUAGGUAAGGGCCUAGGUUUAUGAACUUUUAUAAAGCUUUUUUUACAUACUUUCCCCCAUUCAUAGAGAUAAAAGGGGCCCAGGUAAAAGAACCCUCUUAACCUUCAUAGACAUUUUAUUACAUACUAACAAACCCUUCAUAAGUUGGGGCCCAGGUUUAUGAACUGUCAUAGAGCAUUUAUUACCCUAAAAUAACACCGUUUUAAAAAGAGAUAAGGGGCCCAGGUGAUGAAAUCUUAAAACCGGGCAUGAGCAUUAUUACAAUUAACACCAUUCAUAAAAACAUAAGGGGCCCAGGUGGGUGAACUGUCAUGGGGGCCUUUAUUACAUACAUAAAAAAACCCCUUCAAGGAAAAUAAGGGCCUAGGUUUAUGAACUGUCAUAAGGCCCUUUAUUUUAAAACAUAAACCAUUCCCUAGAGAUAAGGGGGCCAGGUGUGAACUGUUUUUAAAAACCCGUAUAAAAAGCCUUUUUUACAUAAAAAUUUAAAAACCAUUCAUAAGAUAAGGGCCUAGGGGAUGAACCCGUUAAGAGCUUUAUUACAUACAUAAAACCCCUUUAUAGAGAUAAAAAGGGGCCCAGUGAUUAAAAUGUCUAGAGCAAUUUUUUUACUUUUAUAAAAACCGUUCAUAAGAUAAGGGCCUAGGUUUAUGAAAAUGUCCCCUAGAGCUUUUUACCUACAUAACACCAUUCAUAGAGAAAGGGCCUAGGUGAGAAAUGGUUUCCAGGCAUUUAUUACAUAAAAAACACCAUUCUAGAAUAAGGGCCUAUUUAUUAACUGUCAUAGAGCAUUUAUUCAGAAUAAAAAACCCCUUCAUAGAGAUAAAAGGCCUAGGGAUUAACUUCAUAGAGCAUUUAAAUUCAAUACAUAACACCAUUCAUUAAAAUAAGGGCCUUGUGAUGAACAGCCCUUAAACCUGCAUAGAGCUUUUUCCAAAAAUAUAAAAAACCAAUUUAUAACCUAAGGGGUAUGUGAUUAAUGUAUAGACAUUUUUACAUACCUAAAACCGUUCCCAAAAAGAUAAAAGGGGCCCAGGGGUGAAAUUUUCCCUAGAGCAUUUUUACUAUAUAACACCUUCAUACAGAUAAGGGGCCCAGGUGAUUUAAAUGUUAUAGGCAUUUAAAUUUCAUACAUAACACCAUUUAUUAGAGAUAAGGGCCUAGGGGUGAACUGUCAUAGAGCAAAUUUUUUCCUACAUAACACCAUUCUAGAGAUAAGGGGCCCAGGGUGAAAAGAACUGUCAUAGACCAAAUUUUUUCCUACAUCCCAUUCAUAGAAUUUAAAGGGGCCCAGGUUGAACUGUCUAGACAUUUUUUACUACAUAAAAACCAUUUAUAAAAGAUAAGGGGCCCGGGGAUGAAAAUGCCCCAACCCCUUUUAUAAGCAUUUUUUUACAUUAUACAAACCCUUCUAAUAGACCCCAAAAGGGCCCAGGGGAUGAAAUGUCAAAAGAGCCUUUUUUUUAAAAUAUAAAAACAACCCUUUAAGAGAAAGGGCCUAGGGGAUUAAAUGUUAUAAAAGCAUUUAUUACAUAAUAACACUGUUCAAAGAGAUAAGGCCUAGGGGAUUAUCUAUCUUAAAAACCCGUCCCUAGAGCAUUUUUUACAUACAUAAAAAAACCUUCAUUAAAAAUUAAAGGGGCCCAGGUGAUUAACUUUUCCCUAGACAUUUUUUAAAAAUACAUAAACCCGUUCUUUAAAAAUUUAAAGGGGGUAGGGGAUGAACCCUUUUAAGGAAACCCUUUAUUUCAUACAUAAAAAAACCCAUUCAUAAGAUAAAGGGGCCCAGGUGAUUUCUUCUUUUAAAACCCGUCAUAGAGAAUUUAUUACAUACAUAAAACCCCCCUUUAUGGGGAUAAGGGCCUAGGUUUAUGAAAUGCCCAGAGCCUUUUAUUAAAAAUAAAAAAACACCGUUCAUAGAGAAAAAAGGGCCUAGGUUAUUAACAUCAUAGAGCAUUUAUUACCUUUCAUAACACCAUUCAUAGGGGAAAAAAAGGCCCAGGGGAUGAAAUGUCAUAGAGCAUUUAUUUCAAAAAAACCCCUUCAAAAGAGAAAAAGGGCCCCAGGGGGGAUGAACGGGCUUAACCUUCAAGAGCAUUUUAAAAUUUAUUAUAAACAAACCCUUCAUAAUCAAAGGGAAGGGGCCCAUGUGAUGAAAUGUCAUAGAGCAUUUUUUACUACAUAAAACCAUUCAUAGAAUUAAAGGGGCCCAGGUGAUGAAAAACAUAGAGCAUUUAAUUUCUAUAUAACACCAUUCAUAGAGAUAAGGGGGGAGGGGUUUUGAACUGGUUUUUAGGGGCAUUUUUUUUACCUCCCUAACACCUUCAAUUUGAGAUAAGGGCUAGGUGAUGAACAUUUUUAAAACCCGUCAUAAAACAUUUAUUAAAAAACUAAAACCCCCUUUAUGAGAUAAGGGGGGCCCAGGGGAUGAACCCCCUAAAAAGGGAUUUAUUCCAUUAAAAAAAACCCCUUUAAAAGAGAUAAUGGGCCCAGGGGAUGAAAAGUUUUUAAACCCGUUUAUGGGCAUUUUAUUCAUAUAUAAAAACCCAUUCUAACAUAAGGGCCCAGGGGAUGAACUGUCAUAGAGCUUUAUUACUACAUAAAAAACACCCUUUUGAGAUAAGGGCCUAGGGGAUGAAAAUGUCUUAAACCUGUCAUAGAGCUUUUUUACAUAUAUAAAAAAAACCAUUUAUAGAGGGUAAAAAGGGGCCCAGGUUUAUGAAAUGUUAUAAAAGCAUUUAAAUUUCAUACUAAAAAAACCCUUCAUAAGAUAAGGGGGCCCAGGUGAUGGAAACAGUUUUUUAAAAAAGUCAUAGAGCAUUUAUUACAAUACAUAACAAAUAAAAGGGGCCAAAAAAACAAACCAUUAAUGCAAAAGAUAAAGGGGCCCAGGGAUCCUGUCUAGAGAUUUUUUUACAAAAAUUUAAAACCCCCAUAAAACCCAAAAUCUUCUAAGGGUUUUAAUCAUAAAACAAAAGAUAAGGGGCCCAAUUUUGAAAAUGUCAUAAAAGCUUUUUUUUUUUAUACAUAACACCAUUCAAAGAUGGGGCCCGGUAUGAACUGUCCAUAGAGCAUUUUUUACUACAUAAAACCAUUUAUAGAGUAAGGGUAAGGGCCUUUUUGUUUAAACCCGUCAUAGAGGCAUUUAAUUACAUAAUAACACCUUCAAAAGAAAAGGGGCCCAGGGGAUGAACCCGUCAUAGAACAUUUAUUAAAUACCUAACCCCUUCAAGAGAUAAGGGCCCCAGGUGAUAACUGUCAAAAUAAGCAUUUUUACAUAUAUAAAAACCAUUUUAUAAGAUAAGGGCCUAGGGGAUUAACCGGUUAUAGAGCUUUAUUUCUACAACACCUUCUAGAGAUAAAGGGGCCCAGGGGAUGGAACCCGUCAUAGAGCAUUUAAAUUUCUUAAAAAUAACCCCAUUUUUAUAAAUAAAGGGGGGCCCAGGUUAUGAACUGUUUUAGAGCAUUUUUUUUACAUAAUUUAAAAACCUUCAAAAGAUUUUGGGCCUGGGAUGAACAGUCUUAAAAAUGUCAUGAAAACAAAAAGUUUUUUUUAAAAAUAAUAACACCAUUCAAGAAAAAGGGGGCCUGGGUGAAAAUGCAUAGGCAUUUAUUAAAAAAUAACACCGUUCAUAGAGAUAAAAAGGGCCCGGUUUUAUGAACGCAUAAAACUUUAAAAAACAAAACCUUCAUAGAAAGGGGAUCUUUUAAUUUACAAAUUUUUUACAAUUCAAAUUCAAAGAAUAAGGGGCCUAGGUGAGAAAAUUUUUAAAAACCUUUAAUUUCAUACCAAAACAACCAAUUCAUAGAGAUAAGGGCCCCCGGUGAUGAACGGCUUAAAUUUUGAGCAUUUUUACAAUCCAAUAAACCCCCUAUAACCCAAAAAACAAAUUUCAUAAUAACCCCUUAAGGAAGGGGCCCAGGGAAAAGAACCCUUUUUUAGAGCAUUUAUUUUUCAUAAUAAACACCCUUUUAUAAGAAAAGGUAAGGGGAAAAAGAUUUUCAAAAAAACAAAAGGGAAAGGGGCCUUUGGUUGAAUUUUUCCCGUUAAAAGACAUUUUUUACUAAUAAACCAUUCAUAAAUAAGGGCCUAGGUGAUGAACGGGCUUUUAAGCCAAUUUUUUACAUACAAACCCCCAUUCAAAAAAGAGAUAAGGGCCUAGGUUUAUUAACUGUCCUUUAACCUUUUUCCCUGCCCUUUUUUAAAAAAAACACCAUUAUAGAGAUAAGGGCCUAAAGGGGAUGAACUGUUAUAGAGCAUUUAUUUACAAAAACAAAACACCCUUCAUAGAGAUAAGGGGCCAGGUUUAAAUUUUAAACCCGUCAUAGACAUUUAUUAAUACAUCCACCAUUCAUAAGAUAAAAAAGGGCCCAUGUGAAUGAACCCGUAAAAGAGCAUUUAUUAAUUUAACACCUUCAUAGAAAGAUAAGGCCUGGUAUGAACUGUAUAGAGCUUUAUUACUACAUCCCCCUUCAUGAAUAGGGCCCUAGGGGAGAACUGUUCUUUUAAAACCUUUAAACCUUUUUUGGCAUAGAGCAUUUAUUUUCAUAAAUAAACCCCAUUCAAUAGAAAGGGCCUAGGUGAUGGAAAUGUUAUAGAGCAUUUAAAUUUCAUACAAAAACAAAAACCCUUCAUAAAAAAGAUAAGGGCCUAGGUUAUUUAACGCUUAACCCUUUUAGAGCAUUUAUUACAUAAUAACACCAUUCAUAGGAAAAGGGCCUAGUGAAAGAACUUUCCCCGGGGCAUUUAUUAAUAAUAAAAACCGUUCAAAAGAGAUAAAGGGCCUAGGGGAAAGAACCCCGUCAUAAAAGCUUUUUUACAUAAUAAAACCAUUUAAAGAUAAGGCCUAGGGGAUGAACUGUUAAGAGCAUUUUUUUAAAAUACAUAAAACCCAAUUCAAAAGAGAUAAGGGGGCCUUUUUGGUUUUAACCCGUCAUAGAGCAUUUAUUAAAAAUAAAACAAAAAAACCAAAACCCUAAACAAUUUCAAAAACCCUUCAUAAGAUAAAAGGGGCCCAGGGUUUUGGGGGGGAAAAAUUCUUUAAAGCAUUUAUUUAUUUCAAAAAAACCCAUUCAUAGAAUAAGGGCCUUUUUGUUUUUCCCGUCAAGGGGCAUUUAUUACAUAAUUUAAAACCUUCAUAAAUAAGGGCCAGGGGAUGAAAAUGUCCCUUUGAGCAUUUAUUCCCUCCCAACCCCCUUUAUAGAGUAAGGGCCUAGGUGGAAUGAAAAUGUCCUAAAAGGGAUUUUUUACAUUUUAAACACCAUUCAUAAAUAAAGGGGCCCAGGUUUAUGAACUGUUAUAGAGGGAUUUAUUAAAAACAAACACCUUCAUAAAUAAGGGCCUAGGGGAUUUAACAGUCUUAACCUUCAAAGCAUUUAUUUUCAUACAAAAAACCCAUUCAUAAGAUAAGGGGGCCCAGGUGAUGAACUGUCCCUAGACAUUUAUUCAUCCCAAAACCUUCAUUUGAGAUAAGGGGGUAGGUGAUGAAACUUUCAUAAGCAUUUUUACAUAAUUUAAAAACCAUUCCAAAAGAAUAAGGGCCUGGGAUUUUUAAAUUCAAACACUUUUUUACCUACCUAACACCUUCCUAGAGAUAGGGGCCCGGUGAUAAAAUGGCAAUUUUUGAGCAUUUAUUAAUAAUUACACCAUUCAAGAAUAAAAAGGGCCCAGGUUAUGAACUGGUCCCUAGAAACAUUUAUUACAUAUAAAAACCUUCCAGAGAAUAAGGGCCUAGGUGAAAAACUGUUUAAGCUUUAUUUCCUACAUAACCCCCAUUCUAAGUAAGGGGGCCCCCGGGGAUGACGUCUUAACCUUUUCCUAAGCAUUUUUUUACUAAAACACCAUUUCAUAGAGAUAAAGGGGCCAGGGAUGAACUGUAUAGAGCAUUUUUUUACAUACUUAAAAACCCCCUUUAUAGAGAUAAGGGCCCCAGGGGAUGAACUCAAUUUUGAGCAUUUAUUUCAUAAUAAAAACCAUUCCUAGGAUAAGGGCCUUGUGAUUAACUUUUUGAGCUUUAUUACAUCCCUAACAACCCUUCAUAAGGGUAAGGGGGCCUUUGGUGAUGAACCUUUUAACCCGUUAGACAUUUUUACAUAAAAUAACCCCUUCCUUUGAAUAAAAAGGGGCCCAGGGGAUGAACUGUCUUAAAGCAAAAUUUUUUACAUACAUAACACCUUCAUAAAGUAAGGGCCUAGGUUUUGGGAAAUGUUAGAGCCAAUUUUAAAUUAAAAUACCUAACACCCUUCAUAGAGAUAAGGGGCCCCAGGUGAUGAACUGUCCCUUUAAACCCUUUAUAAGCUUUAUUACAUAUAAAAACACCAUUUUAUAGAAAAAGGGGGUAGGGUUUAUGAACCCGUUAUAAGCAUUUAUUACAUUUCCUAACACCUUUUAUAGAGAUAAGGGGGCCCAGGUAAAUUUUAAAUUCAUAGACAUUUAAUUUUUCAUAAUAAACCAUUCAUGAGAUAAGGGCCUAGGGUGAAUUUUUCCCGUUAGAAGGGAAUUUAUUACUAAUAACAAUUUAUAGAGUAAGGCCUAGGUUUUAAAUUUUUCCCGUUAUAGAGCAUUUUUUUACAUAAAACCCCCGUUCUAAGAUAAGGGCCUAGGUGAAAAACUGUUUUUAAAAAAGCUUUUUUUAAAAUAAUAACCCCCAUUCAUAAAAUAAGGGGGCCCAGGUGAGGAAAUGUUAAGAGCUUUAUUACAUUCCCUAAACCAUUUAUAAGGGUAAAAGGGGCCAGGUUUGAACGUCUUAACCUUCAAGAGCAUUUAAAUUCAUAUAUAACAAACCCUUCCCCAAACUAAGGGCCUAGGGGAUGAACUUUUUAUAGAGCAUUUAUUACAUACAUAAAAACCUUCAUAGAGAUAAGGGGCCCAGGGAAAUUUUUCCCUUUUAUAAGCUUUAUUACUAUUAACACCAUUCAAAAAGAAUAGGCCUAGGGUGGAAUUAACCCGUCAUAGAGCCUUUUUUACAUAAUAACAAACCCAAGAGAUAAGGGGCCCAGGUUAGAAUUUUUUAAAACAUUUAUUACAACAUAACACCCUUCAUAGAGUAAGGGCCUAGGGAUGAACUGUUUUUAUAGAGCCCUUUAUUAAAAUAUAUAAAACCAUUCAAGAGAUAAAGGGGCCCAGGGGGAUGAACUUUUAUAAGCAUUUUUUAAUCAUAAAACCAUUCAAGAGAUAAGGGGCCCAGGUGAUGAAAAAGUCCCCAAAAAAGUCCAAAGAGCAAUUUUUUACAUAAUAACACCAUUCAUAGAGUAAGGGGGCCCAUUUAUGAAAAGGGAUAGAGCAUUUAUUUAAAAUACAAUAACACAAUUAUAGGAAAUAAAGGGGCCUAAAAAUUAAAAAUUCUUAAAAAACCCAAAGGGGGGGUUUUUAUUAAUUUAAAAAACCAAUUAAUAGGGAAAAAGGGGGAGGAAAAAGGGGAAAAAAUUUUCAAAAAACCAAAAAAAAUAAUACCACCUUCCUAGAGAUAAGGGGCCCAGGUUUAUGACUUUUAUAGAACAUUUAUUUCAUACAUAAAACCAUUCAUAAGAUAAAGGCCCCAGGGAUUACUGGCCAAUUAAAAGGGAUUUUUACAUAAUAACACCCCUUCAUGAGAUAAAGGGCCUAGGUGAAUGGAAAAAUUUAUAAGCAUUUAUUACAUAAUAACCCUUCAAAAAGAAUUUAAAGGGGCCCAGGUAAAAUUUAACCGGGCAUAGAGCAUUUUUUACAUACAUAAAACCUUCCCUAGGAUAAGGGGCCCAGGUGAUGAACUGUCCCUAGAGCAUUUUUUUCAUACAUAACACCAUUCAUAGAGAAAGGCCUAGGUGAUGAAAGGUCAUAGAGCAUUUAUCAUAUAACCCCAUUCAUAGAGAAAGGGCCUAAGGGAAACUGUUAUAGAGCAUUUUUUACAACUAACACCAUUCAUAGAGAUAAGGGCCUGGUGAUGAAAAAAGUCCCUUAAACCCGUAAAAAGCCUUUUUUUCCUAUAUAAAACCAUUCAUAAAUAAAGGGCCCCAGGUGAUGAACGUUAUAGAGCAUUUUUUUUCAUACAUACACCUUCAUUUGAGAUAAGGGGGCCAGGUGUGAACUUCAAAAGAGCAAAUUUUUUUUACAUAAUAAAAACCCCUUAAAGAAAAAGGGCCUAGGGGAAAGAACUUUCUUAACCUUCUAGAGCCCUUAAAAAUUAAAUAAAUAUCCAACCCAAUUUCCCAUUAAGAAUUUAAAGGGGCCCAGGUGUUAAAAUGUUAUAGAGCAUUUUUUACUACAACACCAUUCAUAGAGAUAAGGGCCUAGGGGUGAACUUUUUUUAACCUUCAUAGAGCAUUUAUUAAUAAUUUAAAACCAUUCAUAACUAAGGGGCCCAGGUGAUUUAAAAUGUUAUAGACUUUAUUAAAAAUACAUAAAUCAUUCAUAGAGAUAAGGGGGCCCAGGUGAUGAAACUUUUUCCCAAAAAGCUUUUUUAUAAUAAAAAAACCUUCAUGAGAUAAGGGCCUAGGGGAUGAACUGUCUUUAACCGGGCCCUAGAGCUUUUAAAUUUCAAAAUAACACCAUUCAUAGAGAUAAGGGCCUAGGUUAUGAACUGUUAUGACAAUUUUUUUACAUACUAACCCUUCCAAAAAUAAGGGCCGGGGUGAACGCAUAGACAUUUAUUUCAUAAUAACCCAUUCAUAGAAUAAAAACCUAGGUGAUGAACCCUUUUAUAGAGCGUUUUACAUAAUAACACCCUUCAAAAGAAAAAGGGCAGGGGAUAACGUCUUAAGAAAAACAUUUUAUUACAUAAUAACACCUUCUAAAAGAUAAAAGGGGGUGGUGAUGAAAAGGGAUAGAGCAAAAUUUUUUCCCUACAUAACAUUUUAUUUGAGAAUAAGGGCCCCAGGUGAGGGAAAAGUCUUAACCUGUCAUAGAGCUUUUUACAUAUACACCCUUCAUAGAGAUAAGGGCCCAUUGAUGAACUGUUUUAUAAAAGGCUUUUUUUACAUACAUAAAACCUUCAUAAGAAAAAGGGGCCCAGGGGAUGAACUGUUAUAAGCCUUUAUUUUCAAUAUAAACCCCUUCAUAGAAUAAGGGCCUAGGUGAUGGAACCCGUUAAGAGCAUUUUUUUACAUACAUAAAAACCUUCAUAGGAUAAAAGGGGGCCCAGGUGAAAGAAAAGUUUUUUUAGAGCAUUUAAAUUUAAAAAUAACACCCUUCAAAAAAAAAAAUAAGGGCCUAGGUGAGAAAUGUUUUAAAAAACUUUUUUACCUACAUAAACCAUUUAUAAGAUAAGGGCCUGGUAAAAGUUUUUAACCGUCAUAAAAGCAUUUAUUUACAUAAAAACCCAGCAUAAGAAAGGGCCGGGGGAUGAACUGUUUAAGUUAGCUUUUUUUACAUACCGAACACCUUCAUAAAGAUAAAAGGGGCCAGGGGAUGAACUGUUUAAAUUAUAAACUUUUUUUUACAUCAUAACACCAAAUUUAUAGAGUAAAGGGCCCAGGUUUAUGAACUUUUUAAAACCCGUCUAAUGAGCCUUUUUUUACAUCAUAACACCUUCAAAAGAAUAAAGGGGGUAGGGUUUUAAAAACCCCUUAUAGAGCAUUUAUUACCAAAACCCCCUUCAUAGAGAAUUUAAGGGGCCCAGGGGAAAAACGGGAUAGGCCUUUUUUUCAUAAUAAAAACCAUUCAUAAAAAGAUAAGGGCCUAGGUGAUGAACUGUCUUAAAACCCGUCAUAGACUUUUUUUACAACAUAAAACCCCUUUAUAGAGAAAGGGCCUAGGUGAUUUAACUUUAUAAGCAUUUUUCAUACAUAACCCCCCUUCAUAGAGGGUAAGGGGCCCAGGUGAUGAACUGUCCCUUUAAAAAUUUUAUAAACGUUUAUUACAUAAUUUAAAACCCUUCCUAGAGAUAAGGGCCCCGGUGAUUAACUGGUUUCCUUAAAGCUUUUUUUACUACCCAACAAACCUUUUUAAGAAAAAGGGGCCAGGUGAUGAACUUUUUUAACCCCCUUUAACCUUUUUUAAAAAUUAACCACCUUCAUUUGAAUAAGGGCCCAGGUGUGAAUGUUAAAAGAGCAUUUUUAAAAUACAUAAAAACCCUUCUAAAUAAGGGGGCCCAGGGGAAUUCCUUCCUGUCAUAGAGCUUUUAUUACUUUCCUAACACCAUUCUAGAGAUAAAAGGGGCCUAGGGAUAAAUUUAUAGGGAUUUUUUUACAAAAACAUAACAACCCUUCCCAAGGGUAAGGGCCCCAGGGGAUGAACUGUCUUAACCCGUCAUAAGCAUUUUUUAAUAAUAACACCUUCAUAAGUAAGGGGCCCAGGGGUGAACUGUCCCUAGAGCAUUUAAAUUUAAAAACAACCCCCUUUUUAGAGAUAAAGGGGCCCAGGUGAUUUUUAACCCGUCAUAGGCAUUUUUUUAAAAUAUUAAAACCCCUUCAUAGAGAUAAGGGGGCCUUUUGGGGUGAACUUUUAUAGAGCAUUUAUUCCCUACAUAAAACCCUUCCCAAAUAAGGGCCUGGGGAUAAUUUUCCCGUAUAGAGCAUUUAUUCUUUCAUAACCCCCAUUAUGAGAUAAGGCCCAUGGGGGAACUGUUUAGGCAUUUUUCAUACAAAAACCCCCUUCAUGAGAUUUAAAGGGGCCCAGGGGAUGAAAUGUCCUUUAAACCCGUCAUAAAAGCAUUUUUUCAACAAAACACCAUUCAUUUGAGAUAAGGGCCUAGGUUUAGGGAAAUGUUUAAGACAUUUUUUAAUACAUAACACCUUCAUUAAAAUAAGGGCCUAGGGGGAUGAACUGUCUAACCUGUCCUAGAGCUUUUUUUACAUAAUAAAACCAUUCCUAGAGAUAAGGGGCCCUUUGGUGAUGAACUGUUAUAGAGCAAAUUUUUUACAUACCAACAAACCGUUUAUAAAAUUAAGGGGGCCCGGUGAUGAAGGGUUUUAUAGAGCAUUUUUUACAUAAAAUAACACCAUUCAUUAUAGAUAAGGGGCCCAGGGGAUGAAAAUGUUUAUAGAGCAUUUAUUACAUACAUAACCCCCAUUAUUUGAGAAAGGGGCCCAGGUUUUAAUGAACGGGCUAGAGCAUUUAAUUUUCAUACAAAAAAAACCAUUCAUAAGAUAGGGCCUUUUUCUUUAACGUUCUAAUUCCAUUUUUCCUCUUUAAAACCCCGGGCCCCCCAAAUAAAGGGGGGUUGAUUAUUGGGUCUUUAACCGUUGGGCCUUUAAUUCAUUUCUUUUAAAACCCAUUUGGUCCCUUUGGGGAUGCCCCUUUUUGGCCCUUUUCUUUCUCCCGUUUCCUUGAAAGGGGCCCCUAGGUGGUUCCCCGUAAACCCUUUUUCCUCUUAAAAUUCAUUGGGGGUUUGUAACCCAGGGUUUUGGGAACCUUGGGCCUUGAGCUAUUUCCUCUUUAAAACCCCUUUCCUUGGUAAGGGGCCAGGUUUGGGCCCCUUUAGCCCUUUUUUCUUUUCCCUUUCCCCAAUCCAGUUGGCCUUUACUUCAUUGGUUUUUCCCCUGUAAAAUCAGUUUGGGUUUCCCCGGGAAACCCAGUUGGGCCUCUGUACUCAGUUGGUCUCUUACUCAGUUUUGGGCCUCUGGAAAUCAGUUGGCCUCCUUUUUCUCAUUUGGUCCCCCGUAACUCAGUUUUUUCCCCUGUAGCUCAUUUGGGGCCUCUGAAAAUCCCGUUUUUUUCCCCCCCUUUCUCAGUUGGUCCCCCUGUCUCAGUUGGGGCCUCUUUAACUCAGUUGGUCCUCUGUAACUCAGUUGGGCCUUCUGUACUCGUUGGUCCUCUGUAACUCAGUUGGUCCUCUGUAACUCAGUUGGUCUUCUGUAACUCAGUUGGUCCUCUGUAACUCAGUUGGUCCUCUGUAACCCUUCCCGUUGGUCCUCUGGGCUCAUUUGGGCCUCUGUAACUAGUUGGUCCUCUGUAAAUCCGUUUUGGCCUUUUUUAACUCAGUUGGUCCCCUUUUAACUCAAUUUUUGGCCCCUUAACUCAUUUUUCCCUGUAACUCAUUUUUUUCCCCUUUAAAUCGUUUGGGCCCUGUCCAGUUGGUCCUUUUGUAACUCCGUUGGGGCCUCUGUAAAAACAUUUUGGGCCCCCCCUGUAACUCUUUGGUCCCCUGUAAAAAUCAGUUGGUCCUUUUUGUAACUCAUUGGUCCUUUUGUACCAGUUGGCCUCUGUAACCAAAUUUGGGCCCCCUGUAACUCCCUUUGGUCCUUUUGUAAAAUAUUGGUCCUCUUUUAAAAACAUUUUGGGCCUCUGUAAUCUUUGGGCCUUCCUUUUAAACCCAGUUGGGCCCCUGUAACUCAUUUGGGUUUCCCGUAAAUCAUUGGGCCCCUUAACUCAGUUUUUUGGGCCUUUUUUGUAAUCAGUUUUGGCCUCUGUAAAUCAGUUUGGGCUUCGUAACCAUUUUGGGCCCCCUGGAGCUUUAGUUGGUCUUUUGUUUAAAUCAGUUGGUCCCCCUGUACUCAUUUUGGGCCCCCUUUUAACUCGUUUGGCCUUUUUGUAAAUCAGUUGUCCUUUUGUAACUCCGGGUUUGGGCCUCUGUAACUCAUUUGUUUUCUGUAACUCAUUGGGCUUUUGUAACUCAAGGUUUUUUGGGCUUCUGUAACUCAGUUGGUCCCCCUGUAACUCAAAUUUUUUCCCCUGUAAAUCCUUGGGCCCUUAACUCAGUUGGUCCUCUGUACCCGUUUGGGCCCCCUGUAACUGCGUUUUCCUCUGUAAUCAUUGGCCCGGAAUGGGGUUUUUUUUUGGCCCCCUGAAAAAGUUGGCCUGUAAUCGUUUUUGGUCCUCUGAAAACCCGUUUUGGUUUUCCUUUAAAUAUUUUUCUGUUUUUAUUUUUUAAUUUUUUCUGUUUUUCCCCUUUAUUUCAGUUUUUUUUAAUAUUUCCUCCUUUAAAUAUUCUCUGUUUUAUAAUAUUAUUAUAUAAUAUGUUCUGUUUAUAUAUUAUAUUCAGUUUAAAUAUUAUUAUAUAUUAUAUUCAGUUUAAAUAUUAUUAUAUAUUAUGUUCUGUUUAUAUAUUAAUAUACGGUGGGGAGAACAAGUAUUUGCUACACUGCCAAGUUUGCCGGGUUUCCUCACUUACACACAAGCAUGUUAGAGGGUCUGUAAUUUUUAUCAUAGGUACACUUCACACGGUGAGGACGGAAUCUAAAAACCUUCUACAUGCCUUUGUAAGUAGGAAAACCUGCAAAAUCGGCAGUGUAUCAAAUACUUGUUCUCCCCACUGUAUAUUAUGUUGUGUCAGAGCAUGGCGUCAUGUUAAAGACGUUUCCUGUUGAAAAGUGAUAUCCCAGGUUUAAAUACAGUAAAGUACACACACUAAAGGGUCAAACAUAUGUUUUAGACAACUGCAAACUUGAAGGAGCAGGGCAUUCAAGGUAAUGGUCUGAUGGAAAUUGGAGACAUCGUCAGCCCCUCCCCCGUUGCUGGAGGAGCAAUAGAGAAUGCAAACUUUGGGGCGGCAGGUAGCUUAGUGGUUAAGAGCAUUGUGCCAGUAACCGAAAGGUCGCUGGUUCUAAUCCCCGAGCCGACUAGGUGAAAAAUCUGUUGAUGUGCCCUUAAUCAAGGCACUUAACCCUAAUUGCUCCUGUAAGUCGCUCUGGAUAAGAGCGUCUGCUAAAUGACGUAAAUGUAAAGGAGCAGGGCAUUCAAGGUGUUGGUCUGAUGGAAAUUGGAGACAUCGUCAGCCCCUCCCCCCUUGCUGGAGGAGCAAUAGAGAAUUAAAGAGGAAGCCCCUCCCCCCCUUGUGCCACGUCAUGAGGAUACCUGGACCACCUGUUGAGAUGUACCUUUUGUUAAGUAAAGCAGGUGUUAAAUGAGGUGAAAAGGAGAGUGGAGCGUCACUUUAAACGUUGUUACUACCAGUGACUGUCUGUCCAUUCUCUCUGCAGGGAAGAUCUGGCUGGAUAAUGUGCAGUGUAACGGAGGGGAGAAGAGCAUUGAGCUGUGUAAGUCUCGAGGCUGGGGCAACAGUGACUGCACACACGAUGAGGACGCUGGAGUCAUCUGCAAGGACGAGAGGCUUCCUGGUUUUGUCGACUCCAACAUCAUCGACGUAAGGCCCUAACAUUUUAUUGUCAUGCACAGUAGGCGGGGCUGGGGUCAAAUUCUAUUUAAAUUCCAGUCAAUUCAGGAAGUACAUUGACAUUCUAAUUCUAUUCAAUGCUUUUGAAUGAGGAACAUUUAGAAUUGGAAUUGCCUUAUCCAUGGGUCUCUGGUCAAAAGUAGUGCACUAUAUAGGGAUUAGGAUGCUAUUUGGGACACUGCCAGUGACUAGGCCUACUGAUUAAUAUAACACUGUGUUUUUGGGACCCUGCCAGUGACUAGGCCUACUGAUUAAUAUAACACUGUGUUUUUGGGACCCUGCCAGUGACUAGGCCUACUGAUUAAUAGAACACUGUGUUUUUGGGACCCUGCCAGUGACUAGGCCUACUGAUUAAUAUAACACUGUGUUUUUGGGACCUUGCCAGUGACUAGGCCUACUGAUUAAUAGAACACUGUGUUUUUGGGACCCUGCCAGUGACUAGGCCUACUGAUUAAUAGAACACUGUGUUUUUGGUGGAUUAAUAUGAGUCUAUAAGUAGACUGAUAUGGUAAACAUUUAACACCCAAGCACAGCGCCACAUGUAACUGGGAGAGACAUAAAGACGUCUAUGGUAAACAGAGACAUACAGUGGGGAAAAAAAGUAUUUAGUCAGCCACCAAUUGUGCAAGAUCUCCCACUUAAAAAGACGAGAGGGGCCUGUAAUUUUCAUCAUAGGUACACGUCAACUAUGGCAGACAAAAUCAGGAAAAAAAAUCCAGAAAAUCACAUUGUAGGAUUUUUAAUGAAUUUAUUUGCAAAUUAUGGUGGAAAAUAAGUAUUUGGUCAAUAACAAAAGUUUCUCAAUACUUUGUUAUAUACCCUUUGUUGGCAAUGACACAGGUCAAACGUUUUCUGUAAGUCUUCACAAGGUUUUCACACACUGUUGCUGGUAUUUUGGCCCAUUCCUCCAUGCAGAUCUCCUCUAGAGCAGUGAUGUUUUGGGGCUGUGGCUGGGCAACACUGACUUUCAACUCCCUCCAAAGAUUUUCUAUGGGGUUGAGAUCUGGAGACUGGCUAGGCCACUCCAGGACCUUGAAAUGCUUCUUACGAAGCCACUCCUUCGUUGCCCGGGCGGUGUGUUUGGGAUCAUUGUCAUGCUGAAAGACCCAGCCACAUUUCAUCUUCAAUGCCCUUGCUGAUGGAAGGAGGUUUUCACUCAAAAUCUCACGAUACAUGGCCCCAUUCAUUAUUUUCUUUACACGGAUCAGUCGUCCUGGUCCCUUUGCAGAAAAACAGCCCCAAAGCAUGAUGUUUCCACUCCCAUGCUUCACAGUAGGUAUGGUGUUCUUUGGAUGCAACUCAGCAUUCUUUGUCCUCCAAACACGACGAGUUGAGUUUUUACCAAAAAGUUCUAUUUUGGUUUCAUCUGACCAUAUGACAUUCUCCCAAUCCUCUUCUGGAUCAUCCAAAUUCACUCUAGCAAACUUCAGACGGGCCUGGACAUGUACUGGCUUAAGCAGGGGGACACGUCUAGCACUGCAGGAUUUGAGUCCCUGGUGGCGUAGUGUGUUACUGAUGGUAGGCUUUGUUACUUUGGUCCCAGCUCUCUGCAGGUCAUUCACUAGGUCUCCCGUGUGGUUCUGGGAUUUUUGCUCACUGUUCUUGUGAUCAUUUUGACCCCACGGGGUGAGAUCUUGCGUGGAGCCCCAGAUCGAGGGAGAUUAUCAGUGGUCUUGUAUGUCUUCCAUUUCCUAAUAAUUGCUCCCACAGUUGAUUUCUUCAAACCAAGCUGCUUACCUAUUGCAGAUUCAGUCUUCCCAGCCUGGUGCAGGUCUACAAUUUUGUUUCUGGUGUCCUUUGACAGCUCUUUGGUCUUGGCCAUAGUGGAGUUUGGAGUGUGACUGUUUGAGGUUGUGAACAGGUGUCUUUUAUACUGAUAACAAGUUCAAACAGUUGCCAUUAAUACAGGUAACGAGUUGAGGACAGAGGAGCCUCUUAAAGAAGAAGUUACAUAUCUGUGAGGGCCAGAAAUCUUGCUUGUUUGUAGGUGACCAAAUACUUAUUUUCCACCAUAAUUUGCAAAGAAAUUCAUAAAAAAUCCUACAAUGUAAUUUUCUGGAAUUUUUUUUCUCAAUUUGUCUGUCAUAGUUGACGUGUACCUAUGAUGAAUAUUACAGGCCUCUCUCAUCUUUUUAGGUGGGAGAACUUGCACAAUUGGUGGCUGACUAAAUACUUUUUUCCCCACUGUACUGACAGACAUACAGUGAGGGAAAAAAGUAUUUGAUCCGCUGUUGAUUUUGUACGUUUGCCCACUGACAAAGACAUGAUCAGUCUAUAAUUUUAAUGGUAGGUUUAUUUGAACAGUGAGAGACAGAAUAACAACAAAAUAAUCCAGAAAAACGCAUGCCAAAAAUGUUAUAAAUUGAUUUGCAUUUUAAUGAGGGAAAUAAGUAUUUGACCCCUCUGCAAAACAUGAUUUAGUACUUGGUGGCAAAACCCUUGUUAGACGUUUCUUGUAGUUGGCCACCAGGUUUGCACACAUCUCAGGAGGGAUUUUGUUCCACUCCUCUUUGCAGAUCUUCUCCAAGUCAUUAAGGUUUCGAGCCUGACGUUUGGCAACUCGAACCUUCAGCUCCCUCCACAGAUGUUCUAUGGGAUUAAGGUCUGGAGACUUUUUUCUGGAUUUUGUUGUUGUUAUUCUGUUUCUCACUGUUCAAAUAAACCUACCAUUAAAAUUAUAGACUGAUCAUUUCUUUGUCAGUGGGCAAACGUACAAAAUCAGCAGGGGAUCAAAUACUUUUUUCCCCUCACUGUAACACUAGCCUCGUUGGACCAUACUGAUCUCGAGAGAUCCCAUUCUGUUCCUCUAAUGAAACGAGUCAGGAUGGUGGAUCAGACUAACACAACUGUCUUAUUGCUCUGAGGUGUCACAGCAGGUCACAGGCCUCACCCCAGCACUCUGUAUGACCCCUGACCCCUCGUUACAGGUGCAGGUGGAUGAGAACAAGGUGGAGAAGGUGCGUCUGCGUCCGGUGGUGUUCACCAAGAAGAUGCCCGUCACCGAGGGCGUUGUGGAGAUUAAGUACAAGGACGGCUGGGCCCAGAUCUGUGAUGUGGGGUGGACCCCCAAAAAUACCCGGGUCAUCUGUGGUAUGCUGGGGUUCCCCCACGAGAGGAAGGUCAACAAGAACUUCUACAAGUAA
Messenger RNA from Coregonus sp. 'balchen', 21584 nucleotides. Lineage: Eukaryota; Metazoa; Chordata; Actinopteri; Salmoniformes; Salmonidae. The record is from the annotation of a GenBank genome assembly.